Messenger RNA from Prorocentrum cordatum, 999 nucleotides. NCBI's taxonomy places the organism in Eukaryota, Dinophyceae, Prorocentrales, Prorocentraceae. The record is from the annotation of a GenBank genome assembly.
AUGGCAGGGCGGUGCCGCCCUCGACGCGGCCAUCCAGAAGCUCGGGGCGACGAAGCAGUGGAGCGCGGCGCUGCAGGUCCUCCGCGAGGCGUCCCGAGCACGCUCGGCCGCCCGCCCCGGGUGCUACCUUGCCGCCGUCGGCGCGUGCGGCGAAGGCGGGCAGUGGCAGCGGGCUCUGGCGCUGCUCGGCGACAUGUGGCAGGCAGAGGUGGAGCCCGGCGUCUCAGCUACAUGGCUGGGAUCCGCGCGUGCGAGAAGGUCGAGCAGUGGCAGCAAGUGCUGUCGCUUAUCAGGGAGAUGAAACAGACGAAGAUCGAUCCCGACAUCUUAAGUUACAACGCUGGAAUCAGCGCGUGCGAGAAAGCCGAGCAGUGGCAGCAGGCUCUUUCGCUACUCGUGGAGAUGUGGGAGAUAAUUGUAGAGCCCGACGUUACCCUGGUCAGCUACGGCGCCGAGACCGGCGCGUACGCGAGGGGUGAUCAGUGGCCGCGGGCCCUUGCGCUGCUGAGCAAGAUGCGGCAGGCGAAGGUGCAGCCCGCUGCCAUCUAUACAUCAGCUACAACGCUGGGAUGUGCGCGUGCGAAAUGGGUGAGCAGUGGCAAUGGGCCCUUUCACUGUUCGGCGAGAUGCGGGAGGCGAAGCUGGAGCCCGACGCAACCUCUCUUCAGCUACAGCACUGGGAUCAGCGCGUGCGAGAGGGGGGGGCAGUGGCAGCGGGCGCUGUUGCUGCUCAUCGAGAUGCGGGAGGCGAAAGUGGAGCCCGACGUGAUCAGCUGCAGCGCUGUCGUCAGCGCUUGCGGUAAAGCCGAGCAGUGGCAGCAGGCGCUGUCGUUGCUCCGGGAGAUGUGGGAAGCGAAGUUGGAUCCCGACGUCAUCGGCUACAACGCUGGAAUCAGCACGUGCGAUCUAGUGGGGCAGUGGAAGCAGGCGCUGUCGUUGCUCAGCGAGAUGCGGGGGGCGAGUUUGGAGCCCGACAUUAUCACUACAACGCUGCGGUGA